CUCCGGGACCUUGUCGGAGGGCUACCCCAGCGCAGUCCCCUCGCCAUGGAGGCGCCGUCGCGGCUCCUGAUCCGCGGGGGUCGCGUGGUCAACGACGACUUCUCGCAGGUGGCCGACGUGCUGGUGGAGGGCGGCGUGGUGCGGGCGCUCGGGCCCAACCUGCUGCCGCCCGGGGACGCGCCCGCGGGGCUCCGGGUCCUGGAUGCCCGCGGCAAGCUGGUGCUGCCCGGCGGCAUCGACACGCACACGCACAUGCAGUUCCCCUUCAUGGGCUCGCGGUCCGUCGACGACUUCCACCAGGGCACCAAGGCUGCUCUGGCGGGAGGCACCACCAUGAUCCUUGACUUUGCCAUUCCCCAGAAAGGUGAAUCCCUCCUCGAAGCCUUUGCGACCUGGAGAGGCUGGGCUGAUCCCAAAGUCUGCUGCGACUACAGUCUUCAUGUGGCAGUGACCUGGUGGAGUGAGCAGGUUAAAGAAGAAAUGAAAAUUCUCACCCGAGAUAAAGGCGUUAACUCUUUCAAGAUGUUUAUGGCCUACAAAGAUGUGUACAUGGUGAGGGACAGUGAGCUGUACGAAGCCUUCUCUCGGUGCAAGGACAUCGGGGCGGUUGCUCAGGUCCAUGCAGAAAAUGGUGACUUAAUCGCCGAGAACUGCUCCAGGGAGCUGGGGUCUUUACCGGGGCAGAUCACGAGUCCUGCCCUCCGUGCCUCCAUGGGGAAGGUGGUCUACGGAGAACCCAUAGCGGCGAGUCUGGGCACAGAUGGCACUCACUACUGGAAUGAAGAAUGGCGUCACGCCGCCCACCACGUCAUGGGCCCACCCCUGCGGCCCGACCCUUCCACGCCUGAUUUCCUCAUGAAUCUCUUGGCUAACGAUGAUCUGACCACAACCGGGACUGACCACUGUACCUUCAACACCUGCCAGAAAGCUCUAGGGAAGGAGGAUUUUACCAAGAUACCCAAUGGGGUGAAUGGCGUUGAGGACCGAAUGUCGGUCAUAUGGGAAAAAGGCGUGCACAGUGGUAAAAUGGACGAAAACCGAUUUGUGGCCGUUACCAGCACCAAUGCAGCUAAAAUCUUUAAUCUCUAUCCAAGGAAAGGAAGAAUAGCGAUAGGAUCAGACGCGGAUAUUGUGAUCUGGGACCCCAAAGCCACCAGGACUAUUUCUGCACAAACCCAUCACCAGGCUGUGAAUUUCAACAUCUUUGAGGGCAUGGUUUGUCACGGGGUGCCUCUUGUGACCAUCUCCAGAGGCAAAGUGGUGUAUGAAGCUGGAGUUUUCAAUGUCGUGGCAGGAGAGGGGAAGUUCAUUCCUCGAAAACCAUUCGCUGACUAUAUUUACAAACGAAUCAAGCAGAGAGACCAGACUUGCCAACCUACCCCAGUGGAGCGGGCACCCUACACAGGAGAAGUCGUCGUCCCGAAAUCCGAAGGGACAAGAGAAGGCUCCACAGCAGGCACCGGGAGACAGGCCCACCCCCCCUGAGGUGGGUGCUGUUGGGUAAAAUCAGAGGAGAGGAUGCUGCAGUUCCGCCACAGCUCAGCCCAGUGUCCUCAGCGCGCCAACAAGCAGGCCUGGUUUCGGCUCCCCAAGCUCUUUUUGAAAAUCCUUAAUCGCUUGAGGCCACUUUCAUUUUCUUUCAAAAGCAAUUGCUGCCUUUCUCGCUGCCACAUUGUUGCCAUGUGAAACGGAAGGAAUAAAUGAACAUUAUCGUGACAGGAAAUCGGGGUGAAAAUCACAGGUGAUACUUUUAAGAUGUCUUCUUUGCAUGUACUAGAUUGUUGUCUGAAAAUUUCAAAAACCCCUUAAAGUUUUAUUAAACAUGGGUACCUUUGCUUUAAAAGAGCUAACGCUGUGAUUUUACAUCUUAAUGGAAUUAAUAAACAUUCAAGCCUUUAUUUUA
Messenger RNA from Echinops telfairi (small Madagascar hedgehog), 1903 nucleotides. It is a transcript of the gene DPYS, whose product is annotated as dihydropyrimidinase. Gene Ontology annotation, molecular function: dihydropyrimidinase activity. NCBI's taxonomy places the organism in Eukaryota, Metazoa, Chordata, Mammalia, Afrosoricida, Tenrecidae. The transcript is spliced from 10 exons. Gene Ontology annotation, biological process: pyrimidine nucleobase catabolic process. The record is from RefSeq and is a predicted model, not a curated record. Gene Ontology annotation, cellular component: cytoplasm; cytosol. The coding region runs from base 46 to 1485 and encodes 479 amino acids.